Molecule: messenger RNA, 835 nt
Organism: Chenopodium quinoa (quinoa)
Lineage: Eukaryota; Viridiplantae; Streptophyta; Magnoliopsida; Caryophyllales; Amaranthaceae
Exons: 1
Coding region: 1-822 (273 amino acids)
Biological process (GO): root development; shoot system development
Source: RefSeq, a predicted model, not a curated record
AUGGAUUGUUAUUAUCUUCGUUCUUUGAGUUUCCCAUCCAAAUCUCACCCAAUUGUUGAACAAUUUGAUGAACAAUUGUGUCGAUUGAGGUCUUCUCUAGCUGCUUCUUCUUCAUCGUCGCUAAACCAAACACUAGCAAACCUUAAAGAUUUGUACAGAAGUGUUGAUGAGUUGCUUCAACUUCCACUUAAUCAACAAGCCGUGUCACAACGAUCAAAGUGGACCGAGGAAGUCUUGGAUGGUUCGAUAAGGCUUCUUGACAUUUGUGGAACAUCGAGGGAUGUAUUGGUACAAUCGAGGGAACGCCUCCAAGACAUACAAUCCGUGUUAAGGAGAAGGUGCAACGGUGAACUUAACAUUAGCAAUGAAGUUAUUCAAUACUUGAACACUCGAAAGACUGCCAAGAAAUUGAUCAAAAAGUGCUUGAAAAAUAUUGAAGUCGAGCAAACUUAUGUCGAUGUCAAUGCCAUCGGAAGCAUGUUCAAAGAUGUAGAGGCAAUCACAGUCGAUAUUUUUAAGACAAUGUUGUCCUACAUCGGUGGUGCAAAAGUGGAGUCGCCAAAGAGUAAAUGGUCUAUGGUUUCCAAGUUGAUGCACAAGGGUGGCUCCAAGGAAGCAUCGACAACAAAAAGUGAAUUCGAUGUUGUCGAUGCUACUCUCGAGGCAAUUGUAAGCCUAAAGAACACUAGUGAUUUAGAGAAUUUGAGGAGCCAGAUGACGAAAUUGGACUCUGAAAUUCUAAUUCUCGAUGAAGCCUUAGAAUCCUUGUUUAGGCAUUUAGUUAAGACUAGAUCAACUUUUCUCAACAUUCUGAGUAAUUAAGACAGAAUGCAAA